Molecule: messenger RNA, 1309 nt
Organism: Panicum hallii
Lineage: Eukaryota; Viridiplantae; Streptophyta; Magnoliopsida; Poales; Poaceae
Product: protein REVEILLE 8-like
Exons: 8
Coding region: 21-1019 (332 amino acids)
Molecular function (GO): DNA binding
Source: RefSeq, a predicted model, not a curated record
CCUCACUUGCUCCCCUUGACAUGCGCGUGUGUGUAUAUAUAGUCCAAGGAGAGAACCUAUCGGCCUGGGUUUUGGGGGAUUCCAUUGCGUCCGGUCCGUCGAGAGGGGAGAUGGAGAGGGGCAACGAGGCGCCGGGGAAGAAGGCGAGGAAGCCCUACACCAUGACCAAGCCCCGGGAGCCAUGGAGCGCCGAGGAGCACGGCCGGUUCCUCGACGCGCUGCUCAUGUUCGGCCGCGACUGGAAGAAGAUCGAGGAGCACGUCCGCACCAAGACCACCAUACAGAUACGGAGCCACGCGCAGAAGUACUUCCUCAAGGUCCAGAAGCUCGGCCUGGCCGCCGGGCUGCCGCCGGCGCACCCGCGCCGCCGGUUCACCAUGAUGGAGCAGCAGAACUCGGCGGCCGGGAGCAGCGCGGCCGCCGUGCCGUUGCUGCACGGGGAGCCCCACAGCGCGCCGGUCGCCGUGCCAGGUCCGUCCGACGCCGUUGCUCACGGCUGCAUCGGCUGGAACAGCCCCGGAGAUCUCCCUGCAGACGGCAGCAGUGAGAUGCGAUGCUUGGACUGGGCAGGCGUUUCAGCUUCAGGGAUUCCAGCGUGGCUGAACAGUGACGCACAGAGCCAGAUUGCACCACCUGCAACACUUCCCGGUGGCAGCCAGUUCAUUGGGGCUCCAAGCUUCGGCAGUACGAGCAUGGUUUGGGCUGGCAGCAGCACAAGCGGAGGAUCAGCGAUUGAUUCUGUGCAGGAUGAAGAUGAACAGAUUGAGCUUCCAUUGUCGCCAGAUGAUCUGCAUUUCGCGCAAGUGUACAGGUUCGUCGGCGACGUAUUCGACCCGAACACGCCGAUCCCAGUUGAAGCCCAUCUGCAGAAGCUCAAGGACAUGGAUGACAUCACGGUCAAGACGAUCUUGCUGGUGCUGAGAAAUCUCGAGACCAACCUGUCAGCACUUCAGUUUGAGCCCAUCAGAAGGUUGCUGUCGACUUAUGACCCGAGAAGAGGGCUGUUUGGCCAAUUGUAGAGUGCAUACAGCCUGGAAAAUGAAACCUGCAACCAACACAUUUGAUGGACGUUCAGGCGUUCCAACCAAAAGAGAGGAGACUGAAGCGCACAGAAAUGGUUAAACACCAACAUUUUUUUUUGGAGGGGAAUGGUUAAACACCAACAUGCCCUCUAGUUUGGUUAAUGAUCGUUUGUGAAAGGCUCUGCUCUUUAACAUGUAUACCUGCAGCUGCAGAUAGCCAAAGUACAGCACGUUCUCUUACUGUCCUCUGUGACUGUAAAUUCCAGGCUGCAGAUUUUACAGAUUUA